Molecule: messenger RNA, 1035 nt
Organism: Penicillium lagena
Lineage: Eukaryota; Fungi; Ascomycota; Eurotiomycetes; Eurotiales; Aspergillaceae
Exons: 4
Coding region: 1-1035 (344 amino acids)
Source: RefSeq, a predicted model, not a curated record
AUGAACCAGACGGGCCACGAUCCGGAUUCCAAGAAGCUGGAGAAAACCUUCUAUCAUUACCGAGGUCUCAUGAUUCGCUCCUUGAGUGACGACGUCAGUAUACCAAAUAAACGAGAUGGAGAUACCGUUCUUGCCGGUAUUCUCACACUACUGAUGGCAGAUGCUCAACAAGGCAUCUCGCAAGACUGGCGGUAUCAUAUUGAAGGAGUACGAAAGCUGAUAAUCCUGCGCGGUGGCAUGCACCGUUUGGUUAUAUCCCCUGGGAUACUACCGAUUAUUCUUUCAUUUGCUCACAUUGUGGUAACCGCCGAUACCACAUCCCCUGCAUUCGAUAUGCUCACCGAGGGGAUAGACCCCGAGGAGUUAUAUCAGUUGGUGAAAAGAUACGGAGGCAGUGGAUUUGGAUUUCAAAUGUGUCCCUCUCCACUUUUCGCCGAAAUCGUCAAGAUCAACCACAUCCGGAGUCGAAUUCUAAAGCUGGAUUGUGCACACAAAGGCGAUCUUCAAAAGAACGCAUCUGAAGUUCUUCGCCGUGUCUAUGACUUUUCACCGACUGUAUGGACCGAGUCAAAUGAAUACCUCACCGAAGACAGCAAACUCAUAGUGGAUAUUCACCAAAGUGCAGUCGCCUUGUACUGCAUGUCAUCUCUCCAAAGUCUCGGAGUUUUACCACCGGAGCGGUUGCUUAGGAACAACUGUGAUAUGGAGCGACAGAUAUUACACGGACUCCUCGAGAAGGCGCUGAGAGAGGGGCCCCAUGGAUUCACUUUCUGGCCUCUGAUGGUCCUCGGCGUGCAAGCAGUGGAUGGUAGUCCUACUCUGCGUGCUUUUGUUCGAGAAAACAUGAUUUCGCUGAGCGCCUCUUCUGGCACAUAUUCCCCACUCGCAGCAAAGGAUAUUCUAGAAAGGUUCUGGGCUUCCGGCAGAACGGUAUGGGAUGCCUGCUUCGAUAAACCUUACAUUUUUACAACGGUUCUCACGGUGAACCGGGUUGAGAUCGAGGGGACUUUGGCUGCCAUGCGCGAAAAGCUCUAG